Arachis stenosperma is the source of this 972-nucleotide messenger RNA. RefSeq names its product probable tyrosine-protein phosphatase DSP4. Gene Ontology annotation, molecular function: phosphatase activity. Gene Ontology annotation, biological process: protein dephosphorylation. The transcript has 6 exons. The coding region runs from base 172 to 726 and encodes 184 amino acids. NCBI's taxonomy places the organism in Eukaryota, Viridiplantae, Streptophyta, Magnoliopsida, Fabales, Fabaceae. Gene Ontology annotation, cellular component: cytoplasm. The record is from RefSeq and is a predicted model, not a curated record.
CACACACUGAAAGCAAGAAGGUCAAACUUGUAUUGUUUGUUGAACAGCUCAGCAGUUCCAAGUCCGAAGCGCCAGAUCAAAAACUGGCACAAGUGAAAAGCGUUGAGACUCGGUAGGAAACCAACAGAAGCAUAUGCUCUUUCACUGUAGAACAAUUUGGCGCCAAAAAUCAUGAAGCUCGACAACUCCAACAACUCCAACGGCCAGAUUUCCGCCGGCGCCGACGACGACGUAUUCGUGCCGCCGCUCAACUUCGCCAUGGUCGAUCAAGGCAUUUUUAGGUCUGGUUUUCCCGACUCUGCCAACUUCAGCUUCUUAAAAUCCCUUCGUCUCCGCACUGUUAUAUGUUUGUGCCCUGAACCGUAUCCAGAAGUGACUUCUGAAUUUCUCAAGGCCAACGGAAUAAAGCUUUAUCAAUUCGGGAUCGAUGGAUGUAAGGAACCCUUUGUCAACAUCCCAGAUGACACAGUUCGUGAAGCUUUGAAAGUAGUCCUCGAUGUCAGGAACCACCCAGUACUAAUUCAUUGUAAACGAGGGAAGCAUCGCACUGGUUGCCUUGUGGGAUGCAUCAGAAGAUUGCAGAAAUGGUGCCUAUCUUCUGUAUUUGAUGAGUACCAAAGGUUUGCAGGCGCCAAGGCCAGAGUUUCGGAUCAGAGAUUCAUCGAAUUGUUUGAUAUUUCUUGUCUCAAGUCCAACCCGCUCUCAUUUUCAUGCUCCGGGAAAUAGAAAUUCAAAGAGUAUUUUAAAAAGUUGCUGCUUCCUCCCGCGGUAGAUAUCCGCGAUGAAGAGAAGUCACUAGUCACCAGUCUUUAUCCUUUUUAGCUGAAGUUCAGGGCAGUUUUAUUAGAAUUUUUAACGAAAUGUUAUGCUUCCUGAGUUUUUUUUUUUCUCUUUUGCUUUUCCGUGUCAUUGUUGGAUACCUGGAUCUCAAAUUUAGCAAUUCAUGAAUAAAAGACUGCAUACUGCUGACUA